AUGAACAAGCCAGCAAAAAAACAGACAAAGUAUCAGGAAGAUGCUGAAGACGAAGCCUUACAACAACUAUAUCAGCUCUGUCCAGACCUUAAUGAUCAAAGUGUAUGGUUUUUUUCUACGCUCAAAAAGCAAAAAAUCAACGUUAGCAACAAUAUUUCUGAAGCCCAAUUGCAACAAACAAGUAUUGGGCAAAUAAUUAAAGGAAAAGAUUAUACGCCUUAUUUCAAAAAUAAUGAAAUCGUUACAUUACUUUCUAUUAAAAGUAUUUUAAUGAAAAUAUUAAAUGAUGAUUUAGAAUUGGUAGGCACAAAUUUAAUGGAGGGUGAAAAGUUUUUGUGUCUUGUAUCUUUUGAUACAAAUAUGAAAAAGGAACUUAAUAUCAAGGAGGCAUCUCGUGGAU
This is a messenger RNA of Racocetra fulgida, 400 nucleotides long. The record is from the annotation of a GenBank genome assembly. NCBI's taxonomy places the organism in Eukaryota, Fungi, Glomeromycota, Glomeromycetes, Diversisporales, Gigasporaceae.